AUGGAUGAUGAGAAUCAUGAGAUUCCCAUUCCUAUUCCUUUUCUAAUUGUCGGUGCAAUUUGUGCUAUCAUAGUGAGGUACAAGAUUAUUAGGGAGGUUGGUAACGGUACAUUUGGAAGUAUCUGGCGCGCUUUGAAUAAGCAGUCUGCUGAAGUGGUUGCAAUAAAAAAGAUAAAGAAGAAAUACUAUUCGUGGGAAGAAUGCAUAAAUUUAAGAGAAGUCAAGUCACUGCGGAAAAUGAACCAUCCAAAUAUAGUUAAGCUUAAGGAGGUCGUUAGAGAAAAUGAUGUUUUGUACUUUGUCUUCGAGUACAUGGAAUGCAAUCUGUACCAUCUUUUGAAGGAGAGGAGAAAAUUUUUUUCAGAAGUAGAAGUAAGAACUUGGUGCUUCCAAGUGCAUACAUACAUCAACGUGGAUACUUCCAUCGUGACCUCAAGCCAGUUUCAUAUCUUAUUCAAAUUAGAGAACUUGCUAGUCUCAAAGGAUAUCAUAAAAGUUGCUGAUUUUGGUCUAGCACGGGAGAUAAACUCUCAACCUCCGUUCAUAGAGUACCGGGCACCUGAAGUUCUAUUCCAGUCACCAACAUAUGGUCCUGCAGUUGAAAUGUGGGCUAUGGGCGCAAUAAUGGCUGAAUUGUUUACCCUUCGUCCUCUAUUUCCGGGCUCAAGAAAAAUUCAGUCUAGGAGAGCAGAAGGGGAGAAACUGAAUCAUUGGGCCGAAAAUGCAUGGAGAAACCAAUGUCACUGGCAGAUGCAUUGGAGUUAUGCCAGUCAUAGACGCCCGAAUAUGCAGAGCCGUAUAGUUUCUUGUGGUUGUCGGUUCUUCGAGGGCAGUAAAAUGUUCUUGAGUCCGAGGAUUGAUGUAGCUUAG
This is a messenger RNA of Fraxinus pennsylvanica, 870 nucleotides long. The record is from the annotation of a GenBank genome assembly. NCBI's taxonomy places the organism in Eukaryota, Viridiplantae, Streptophyta, Magnoliopsida, Lamiales, Oleaceae.